Arachis duranensis is the source of this 1318-nucleotide messenger RNA. RefSeq names its product histone-lysine N-methyltransferase ATX5. The transcript has 7 exons. The record is from RefSeq and is a predicted model, not a curated record. NCBI's taxonomy places the organism in Eukaryota, Viridiplantae, Streptophyta, Magnoliopsida, Fabales, Fabaceae. Gene Ontology annotation, molecular function: protein binding; histone H3K4 methyltransferase activity. Bases 1 to 999 code for a protein of 332 amino acids. Gene Ontology annotation, cellular component: Set1C/COMPASS complex.
AUGGGGAAUAGUUUGGGUCAGAGGUUUGCUGACGAUGUUCCUGAUCCGCCAGCUGACGUUCUAGGUUCUGCACCCUAUGGCGUAGCUCCUGCAUUAUCCUGGCGCUGUCGCUACCGAUUCUCCCAAAGGGAUGUCUUUCUCCAGCUCGUGCAGACAUCUCGGGUCGUCGCGGGGGGGGACCUCGUGUGUUCUCGAGAGGAAGCCACGGAGGUUGCCCCCUGGGUUCGGCUCCAUCCCCUGGCUCUACAGGUCCCAGCAAAAAGUCCAUUUAGGCGGUCCCCACAGACGGCGCCAAUGUUCGACUUGUCGAGUGCCGGACGGUUUGGGAAUCGCUUUCCAAAGCUUCGUGGUCCCUGCCUGACUGCUGGGUGUAGUUUCGGGGGAGGGCAACCGACCUUCCGAGUUCUUCGAGUUGGAUGGGGUGCCACCUGCAAAGACACUCUGACGUUCAAGUCAGCGAUGUGUGCAGGCGGGGAACAGAGUAGGUCCCUCAAGCAGGUGGUACAGGAGCCUCAGGCAUUUUCUUCUUUCAGAGAGCGGCUUUACCACUUACAGAGAACCGAAAAUGAAAGGGUUUGCUUUGGUAGAUCAGGCAUUCAUGGAUGGGGACUUUUUGCACGUAGAAAUAUUCAAGAAGGAGAAAUGGUUCUUGAAUAUCGUGGUGAACAAGUGAGACGUAGCAUUGCGGAUCUCAGGGAGGCACGCUAUAGAUUAGAAGGGAAAGACUGCUAUCUAUUUAAGAUAAGUGAAGAAGUGGUAGUAGAUGCCACUGAUAAAGGAAAUAUAGCAAGGCUAAUUAACCAUUCUUGUAUGCCAAAUUGCUAUGCAAGGAUCAUGAGUGUAGGUGAUGAUGAGAGCCGGAUCGCACUCAUUGCCAAGACUGAUGUAACGGCUGGCGAUGAGCUAACGUAUGACUACUUGUUUGAUCCUGAUGAGCCAGAUGAAUUUAAGGUCCCUUGUUUAUGCAAAGCUCCGAACUGCCGCAAGUUCAUGAAUUAGGACUAUAAUAUACACAGAUCAGGAUGACAUUAUUGUUUCUCCACAAGGAGCCUAACCCAUCCCCUUCAUUAGUGGGAACCUCAUAGUUAACCUAAGCUGUAAUUUUAAUCAAACCAUAGGUACAGGAAAGAAAACAGAAAAGUGGAAAAAAAAAUUUUUCUUUUAAUUUUUCCCAAUUUCUUAGUGUUUGGUUUUCUUGGAAUUAUGGCGCUGAAUAAAAGCCGUAGUGGCUUUAGGCUCUUGGCGUUUUGUAAAUGGGACUCAUAAUAUUGCUUCGUUCUAUAAAAGCUAGUGCAAGCCUCAGUAUAUUUCGUAUGUA